This is a messenger RNA of Megalopta genalis, 931 nucleotides long. The record is from RefSeq and is a predicted model, not a curated record. Lineage: Eukaryota; Metazoa; Arthropoda; Insecta; Hymenoptera; Halictidae.
GAUCAGCAAAUUGGGGUCCCGAAUUUUUUAGAAAAACUAUGACCAGAGAAAUCUUCAAGCAAAUCCUACGAUUUAUUCGUUUUAACAAAAGAACCAAAAGAAGUAGGAGCCAACAAACAAAUAAAUUUGCCUUGGUUUCGAAAAUAUGGGAUAAGUUCAUUGAAAACAGUCAAGCUUGCUAUCAACCAGGACAAAAUAUAACAGUUGACGAGCAAUUAUUUCCUUCAAAAGACAGGUGCACAGAUUUACACAGUAUAUGCCUAAUAAACCCAACAAAUUUGGCAUCAAAUUCUGGCUUGCAUCAGAUGUUAGUAGUAAAUAUGUUUUGAAUGGUUUUCCUUAUUUGGGAAAAGUUGAACAACGAUCAUCGUCAAUGCUUCUCAGUGAACACGUUGUUCUGAAACUUGUCGAGCCAUAUACAAGCUGUGAAAGAAAUAUUACGACCGAUAACUUUUUCACUAGUAUGUCACUCGUGACAAAAUUAUUAGCCAAAAAAACAACUCUAGUUGGAACUAUUAGAGGAAACAAAAGAGAACUACCAAAAGCAACCAAACAAACGAAGGAUAACAUGCCUCGUUUUUCUACUCUGCUAUAUAAAUCAGAGAAUUGUGUUCUUACAAUAUAUAAAAGCAAUCCAAAUAAAAGAGUAGCUGUUCUAAGUUCUAAGCAUAAAUUUGUGAAAAUUGAUAAAAGUAAUAAAAAAAUGUUACCGGAAUCUAUUCAAUUUUAUAACAGCACAAAAUUUGAAGUUGAUAUAGCGGGUCAAAUGGCCAGAAAAUAUACAGUAAGAGCUAGUUCUCGUAGAUGGCCCACCCAAAUAUUUUUCAAUAUUUUAGAUUUGGCUGCUAUAAAUGCUUGAAUCCUUUACAAAGAAACGAUAGGAAUACAAAUACAACGAAAAGAGUUCUUGUUUCAAUUAGCAGAACAGCUU